AUGCGCCAUCAAAUCCAAGCAGCACAUCUCUUCAAUCUUUGCAAAGCCCAGGGCCCCAGACCAACCAACAUAAGACAGUUCACAACAUCCAAAACCAUGUCCAAAGACUGGAGCGCAGCACAAUACCUCAAGUUCGAAAAUGAACGCACCCAACCAGCCCGCGAUCUCCUCGCGCGCGUUUCCCUAACCUCACCAAAGCGCAUCAUCGACCUAGGCUGCGGCCCCGCCAACUCCACCACAGUCCUAAGCACCCGCUACCCCCAAGCAAAAAUAACAGGCCUCGACUCAUCCCCAGACAUGAUCAACACGGCCCAAAAGAUCCUACCAAGUGUAGACUUCCACGUCGCAGAUCUCAACACCUGGACAACAGAAGAGAAAGUGGACCUUUUCUUCUCAAACGCCGUCUUCCAAUGGCUCAAAGCACCCGACCGCAUCGCGGUAAUUGAACGACUUCUGCAAAACCAAGACCCGGGCACUGUUUUUGCUUUCCAGGUUCCUCAUAAUUUGGGUGCGCCUUCGCAUGUGCUUAUGCGUGAGACUGCGGAGGCGGGUCCGUGGAAGGAGAAGCUGGCUGGUGUGCAGCGGGAUGGAUUCCAGUCGCCGCAGGAGCUGUAUGAUGCUGUUAAGCCUUUUGCGUCUGUGGUGGAUAUUUUCGAGACUAGUUAUUAUCAUUCGCUUGAGAGUCACGAGGCUAUUAUUGAGUGGGUUAAGGGGACUGGGUUGAGGCCGUUUGUGGAUCCGUUGGAUGAGGAUGAGAAGAAGAAUUUCUUGGAGGAGUAUUUGAGGAGGUUGCAGGGGGCUUAUCCUGUUUCUGUUGAUGGGAGGGUUUUGUUGAAGUAUCCGCGUUUGUUCAUGGUUGCUGUGAAAUGA
Penicillium olsonii is the source of this 870-nucleotide messenger RNA. The record is from the annotation of a GenBank genome assembly. NCBI's taxonomy places the organism in Eukaryota, Fungi, Ascomycota, Eurotiomycetes, Eurotiales, Aspergillaceae.